Molecule: messenger RNA, 2046 nt
Organism: Glycine soja
Lineage: Eukaryota; Viridiplantae; Streptophyta; Magnoliopsida; Fabales; Fabaceae
Product: internal alternative NAD(P)H-ubiquinone oxidoreductase A1, mitochondrial-like
Exons: 9
Coding region: 193-1650 (485 amino acids)
Molecular function (GO): NADH dehydrogenase activity
Source: RefSeq, a predicted model, not a curated record
GUCAAACACUCCGAUCCCGCGAAAGCAGCCUCUUACAUAACAUCAUUAAAGUCAAACAGACCCAGCCAGCCCACAUCUUUGGAAUGGAAUGAAACCUCUUCUUCCCUCUCUCCUAAUUCUCUCUCACUACAUCCAUCCUCGUAAAACAAAACAACCUCUUACCUCCGUUCAAGUUUCACACGUUCUUCCACUAUGUCCUGGUUGAGACACCUCUCCUCCAAGUUCUCCUCCACCACCAUCACAAGCACGCGCCGCUUCACUUCCCUGUCCCGGUUCAGUACCUCGACCGCUCCGGCUCGUCAUGCGGGCCUGGGGCCCACUCAGGCCCAUGAGAAGCCCAGGGUGGUGGUGCUGGGCUCCGGCUGGGCCGGGUGCCGCCUCAUGAAGGGGCUCGACACUGCAAUCUACGACGUCGUUUGCGUGUCCCCUCGCAACCACAUGGUCUUCACGCCUCUCUUGGCCUCCACGUGUGUGGGAACUCUCGAGUUCAGAACCGUGGCCGAACCCAUCGCCAGGAUCCAACCCGCUAUCUCCACAGAACCCGGUUCUUAUUUCUUCCUCGCCAAUUGUACUGCCAUUGAUGCUGAUAACCAUGUGGUGCAUUGUGAGUCUGUAACUGAAGGGGCACAGGCACCAGAUCCUUGGAGGUUUACAGUCUCAUACGAUAAGCUAGUGAUUGCAUUAGGAGCGCAACCUACCACUUUUGGAAUUCACGGAGUCUAUGAGCAUGCAAUUUUUCUUCGUGAAGUUUACCAUGCACAGGAAAUUCGUCGGAAGUUGCUCCUGAACUUGAUGAUGUCUGAUGUUCCAGGGAUUGAAGAAGAGGAAAAACAAAGGCUGUUACACUGUGUGGUUGUGGGAGGUGGUCCCACUGGAGUGGAAUUCAGCGGUGAACUUAGUGAUUUUAUUGUAAGAGAUGUCCGUCAGAGAUAUGCUCAUGUGAAGGACUACAUCCACGUUACUUUAAUUGAGGCCAAUGAGAUAUUGUCUUCCUUUGAUGUCCGACUCAGGCAGUAUGCCACCAAUCAAUUGACAAAGUCAGGAGUUCGACUUGUCCGUGGCAUUGUGAAAGAUGUUGAAGAGAAGAAGAUUAUCCUAAAUGAUGGUACUGAGGUUCCAUAUGGGUUGCUGGUAUGGUCUACUGGAGUUGGUCCAUCAGCUAUUAUUCGCUCUUUGGAUCUUCCUAAAGCUCCUGGUGGAAGGAUUGGCAUUGAUGAGUGGCUUCGUGUUCCUACAGUAGAGGAUAUAUUCUCAAUAGGUGACUGCAGUGGAUUUGUUGAAAGUACUGGAAAAACACCACUACCGGCUUUAGCCCAAGUGGCAGAAAGGCAAGGUAAAUAUUUAGGAAUCUUACUAAACAAAAUAGGUAAAGCCAAUGGAGGCCGUGCAAACAGUGCAAAAGAUGUAGACUUUGGGGAUCAGUUUGUUUACAAGCACAUGGGAAGCAUGGCAUCUAUAGGGAGUUACAAGGCUCUAGUGGACCUCAGACAGAACAAGGAGGGCAAAGGGUUAUCCCUGGCAGGUUUUGUCAGUUGGUUUAUUUGGCGCUCGGCAUAUCUAACUCGAGUCAUCAGCUGGAGGAACAGAUUCUAUGUAGCUAUCAACUGGGCUACUACUCUUGUGUUUGGCCGUGAUAUAAGCAGAAUAUGAAAACUUUUUAGGCUAUUAGUAAAACAAUAAGAUGAUUAAGUGUAUUUAAUUGGAUCAUUUUGGAGAAGCAUGUUUCAAAAGCCUGUAAAUCUCAGAUGAAUUUCAAUAAGCCGAACAGCAAGGAAAUUUACUAGUUCAUGAUAUUGACUAUGCAUUCAAUUUGUUUGAAACAGUGGCAACUUAAAAAAGGUUACUCGGAAGUUAGCUUGAAGGGGAAGGCAAUAAAUUAAAUUUGGCUGCCUUGGCUCUUUUAUAAUAGUGUAUACACGUUAUCAUUCAAUUUGUAGUAUAUUUGAUUGUAUGGCUCUAAAAAACCUAUUUUCAUGUUUAGACGGAUCCCCAAUUGUAUGAUCAAAUUUGACAAUAUAUUGUUAACAAGAUUAUUCUUUGGGUGCA